Dermacentor silvarum is the source of this 1514-nucleotide messenger RNA. RefSeq lists its product as uncharacterized. The coding region runs from base 247 to 1398 and encodes 383 amino acids. The transcript has 14 exons. The record is from RefSeq and is a predicted model, not a curated record. Lineage: Eukaryota; Metazoa; Arthropoda; Arachnida; Ixodida; Ixodidae.
CUCUGCUGCUUCAGUGACGCCGCCCGCCCUGACCUGUGGAAAGUUACGUUCGUUUCUUUUUGUGCUGCAGCAAGUCUAUAUGUGUACUAAUGGUGCGAAAACAUUGUUUCGUGUCUGGAUGCUACUAUCGUACUGCUGCCGAAUUUUCGCUCACCGUGAACUGCCUUAGUUUCUACGAUUUGGUCAAAGCUCCCAGCAGUGGCAACUGUGAAGGGGGCGAUCUGACACUUCUCCUCAGCAUUGAGGAUGCAGACCAAGAACAGGACGCACUGCUGGAUAAUGGGAAGAAUGUCAGUUGCGGCUGAUUUGGAAAAGGGCAAGUCCCAGAAAAAAGAGGCUCAGCUGCUCAUAAAAAACCUGAAAUUACUGCGCAUAGAUCCACUACAAGGUGUAUCAGAAGACGAUUUCCGGGGCAAGAAUGCUUCUAUCACAGUUCGCAGCACUCUUCAUGGCUUGUACUGCGUCUUUGACAGGAAGGCUGCCGAAAAGAGUUUGAACAAUGUGUGGCCAGUCUAUCCUGGGGAGUCCGACAGAGGGUUCCGUGCAGCCAUUUUCACAUGGGUCUCAAUGCUGCAGGAGAACCCGACUGCUGCCCCGUUUCUUGAAGGAUUCAGUGCUGGUCUCCUGUUGCGUCCAGCAACACCGCAGUUUUUAACAUUCCUUACAGGGCUAUCCACCUUUUUGCUUCAAGACAGGCUAAAGGAUAAGAUAGAGCUGGCCAGCAGCUUCAGUCAUGAACUGUUGCCCCGAAAUGUUAUAAAAUUUGUGACUCAGCAAGAGAAAUCCAGGUGUGUCUCUUUGCAAAAGCAACUCAGUGAAAUCGAAGCAGACUGUGCUGACGAGGAAAGGCACUUGAAAGGAUUGCUGUCAAACCUGCGCCUAUCACUAUGCACAUUGAAAGCUGAGGCAGAGACGUACGCAUCGGACGAGUCAGUUCAAAGGUUGUCCCAGAUGCAUAAGGAACUACGUGAUCAGAACAGACUGAUUUCAACAAGAAUGAUGCAAAUUGAAGAGCAUUGUGAAGUGAUGGAUGGUAUCAUUACACUUGAUCUGGUUGGAGGACUUAAUAAGUGCAGUGCCAUCAGCGACAAGUUUAUGAAAGGAUACAACAAAAGAACCUGUGAGGAUCAGCGUGACAGUAUAACAUGGGCAAACAUGCACCUGGAUGCCCUGAAGAGGACUGUGCAGCAUCUGCAAGCGCAGAGACAAACCCUGGAAAUGAUGAAGGCAGACACCAAGCAACGCUUGGAAGAUGCCAUUGAUUGCUUGCCCGCAGAAAUUCUGGAAGAAUCGGGUAUAAAGACAACAGCCAGUAUCACGAGGUUUCAAGUCAAUGUGGAAGACUUCAUUGAAAAGCUUUCAGCUGCUUUCACAAACCACAGCAGCAAACAGAAAUGACAACUGUUUCUUCUUAUGAGAAAAGUAUUUUUGUAUGUCAUCUGUGUAAGAACUCCUGCCUACGGAAGUGUGCAUAGCCGGCUCAAAGAAAAAGACAAUACAAAAACUUGCUUUUC